AAUUUAGUUGUUGAAUACAAUUCGUCGAGCAAAGACGAAGCAACGGUCGCAUCUGAAAUUUAACAAAAAAAAAAAAACAGAAAACAAUGUGUUAGAGAAAAAAUAUUGAUAAAUAAUACAAUAGUAAAUAAUAAUAAUAAAUAAACGUACAUAAAGCUCGCCGUUUUAACUUUAAUUUAAAAUAAACAUUAAUUAAUAAAUAAUAUUUGUUUUACUUGUUUGAAUUAACAAAGUCAUUAACUAUUUCUAAUCUGGUAUACAUACCUACAUAGUAUAAGAAAAUUUUGAAACAAAAAAUAAUAAAAAAAAAUCACACACUCGCAAACAAAUACAUCGCAACAAAUAACAUUAAACCUAACAUGAGUUUUACGCGACAGUUGUCUGAAAUGAGUGCUAGCGAAUUGAACGAUGCCAUCGAUGAUACAAAUUUUCCACAAGCUCAUGUCCUUUCACGUGGUCGUAACAAUAGUGUUUGUUCAACAAGUAGUACUUCGGGCACCUCAUCUCUAAUGGACCGUAAUCUAUCGCAGACCGAUGAUGUUGCUGUGAGUGCCAAUACAAAUGCUCCUACGAAUGUUGUUGCUUCGUUAGCUGGCAGUAAUAACAGCUCUGGAUUGGAUAAUGCUGUUGUCGCUGACAUUGCCACGACCACUAAGCCCAACACUAAUCGGCCCAAACUGAUUUUAAAAACAAAUGGUAUAAAUAAUGACAACGAAUCACUUAGGUCGCCCCUAACUCCAAUGACGCCAAGGACAUCUACAACACCAGGUCACGAAAAUUGUACAUUCCACCAUGAUCUGGAAUUAGAUCAUAAGCCACCUACAAGAGAAGCUCUAUUACCUGAUAUGGCAAGAUCGUAUCGUUUACUUUUAGGUGGUUUGGGCGAAAAUCCCGAUCGCCAGGGACUAAUCAAGACUCCCGAAAGAGCAGCCAAAGCAAUGCUUUUUUUCACCAAAGGCUACGACCAAUGUCUAGAAGAUGUCCUAAAUGGUGCUGUGUUUGAUGAAGAUCAUGAUGAAAUGGUUGUUGUCAAGGAUAUUGAAAUGUUUUCUAUGUGUGAACAUCAUUUAGUGCCCUUCUAUGGCAAGGUGUCUAUUGGCUAUUUACCUUGCAAUAAAAUUUUGGGUCUUAGCAAAUUGGCAAGAAUUGUGGAAAUCUUCUCCCGACGUCUACAAGUUCAAGAAAGGCUAACUAAACAAAUAGCUGUUGCCGUAACUCAAGCAGUUCAACCCGCUGGUGUUGCAGUAGUUGUGGAAGGAGUGCACAUGUGCAUGGUUAUGCGAGGUGUUCAAAAAAUCAACAGUAAAACUGUAACAUCUACCAUGUUGGGUGUUUUCCGAGAUGAUCCUAAAACCCGAGAAGAAUUUUUAAAUUUAGUUAAUAGCAAAUAAAGCUUUAAUUAAAAAUAAGUUGACAUAAUAACAUUAA
Molecule: messenger RNA, 1428 nt
Organism: Calliphora vicina (urban bluebottle blowfly)
Lineage: Eukaryota; Metazoa; Arthropoda; Insecta; Diptera; Calliphoridae
Gene: Pu
Product: GTP cyclohydrolase punch
Exons: 5
Coding region: 360-1391 (343 amino acids)
Biological process (GO): tetrahydrofolate biosynthetic process; tetrahydrobiopterin biosynthetic process
Cellular component (GO): cytoplasm
Molecular function (GO): zinc ion binding; GTP binding; GTP cyclohydrolase I activity
Source: RefSeq, a predicted model, not a curated record